AUGAACAGAGGAAUCGAAGUUAUGUCACCAGCGACAUACUUAGAGACAUCAAACUGGCUGUUCCAAGAGAACAGAGAAACCAAAUGGACAGCCGAAGAGAACAAGCGGUUCGAAAACGCUUUAGCCUUUUACGACAAAGACACACCGGACAGGUGGCAGAAAGUCGCCGCCAUGCUCCCCGGAAAAACCAUCAGAGACGUGAUCAAACAGUACAGAGAGCUAGAGGAAGAUGUCAGCGACAUCGAAGCUGGUCUCAUCCCAAUCCCUGGCUACGCCUCCGAUUCCUUCACACUCGACUGGGGAGGCUACGACGGAGCCUCCGGAAACAAUGGGUUUAACAUGAACGGAUACUACUUCGCCGCCGUCGGUGGAAAGAGAGGAUCUGCCGCUCGUGCGGCGGAGCAUGAGAGGAAGAAAGGUGUUCCAUGGACAGAAGAAGAACACAGACAAUUUCUGAUGGGACUGAAGAAAUAUGGAAAAGGAGAUUGGAGAAACAUAGCUCGCAACUUCGUGACCACAAGAACGCCGACGCAAGUCGCGAGUCACGCUCAGAAGUAUUUUAUACGGCAGGUCAACGGAGGCAAAGACAAACGCCGAUCAAGCAUCCAUGAUAUCACCACCGUCAACAUCCCCGACUCUCCUGAUGCUGCUGCUGCCGAUAACUCAACCGCCUCGCCGCCUUCACUAGGAGGAAGCCAGAGGGAGGCGUCGGAUCAGUGGGAAGGUCAACCGCUGUACGAUGAAACAACGGCUGCGUUUUACAGUCAAAACGCGUUUUCUGAAACGCUUCUUGGUAUGUCCUCGACGCCGUACAUGGCGAAACUGCAAGAGCAGAGUUUUCUAAACGCAACGCAGUUCGAAUCGUACAAUGCGUAUCUCCAAAUGUAG
This is a messenger RNA of Microthlaspi erraticum, 888 nucleotides long. NCBI's taxonomy places the organism in Eukaryota, Viridiplantae, Streptophyta, Magnoliopsida, Brassicales, Brassicaceae. The record is from the annotation of a GenBank genome assembly.